Molecule: messenger RNA, 1356 nt
Organism: Galeopterus variegatus (Sunda flying lemur)
Lineage: Eukaryota; Metazoa; Chordata; Mammalia; Dermoptera; Cynocephalidae
Product: ephrin type-A receptor 6-like
Exons: 11
Biological process (GO): axon guidance; protein phosphorylation
Cellular component (GO): neuron projection
Molecular function (GO): protein binding; transmembrane-ephrin receptor activity; ATP binding
Source: RefSeq, a predicted model, not a curated record
AUGCCCAGAAGAUCUGUAGAGGCCUGCAAUGGAGAGGCAAAGCUUCUGCUUGGUUGCUGUCAGUCAGGGGGCAAGUGUACUCCAAUGCAGCAGGGCCUGGCAGCUCUGUCAUGGGCCACUGGAUCUGCUGUUGAACCUGGAGGAAACCUACAAGGGUACAGCCAUGCCUGGAAGCUCUCACCUUCCCUGAUAGGUAUGGUAAGAAAGGACUGGGCAUCCCAAAAUAGCAUUGCCCUAUCAUGGCAAGCACCUGCUUUUUCCAAUGGAGCCAUUCUGGACUACGAGAUAUUAUAUUAUGAGCAAGAGCAUGAGCAGCUCACCUAUUCCUCCACAAGGUCCAAGGCCCCCAGUGUCAUCAUCACAGGUCUCAAGCCAGCCACCAAGUACAUAUUUCAUAUCCGAGUGAGGACUGCAACAGGAUACAGUGGCUACAGUCAGAAGUUUGAGUUUGAAACAGGAGAUGAAACUUCCGACCUGGCAGCAGAGCAAGGGCAGAUUCUGGUGAUCGCCACCGCGGCUGUUGGGGGAUUCACGCUCCUAGUCAUCCUCACUUUGUUCUUCUUAAUCACUGGAAGGUGUCAGUGGUAUAUAAAGGCCAAAAUGAAGUCAGAAGAGAAGAGAAGAAACCACUUACAGAAUGGGCAUUUGAGCUUCCCAGGAGUGAAGACUUACAUUGAUCCAGAUACAUAUGAAGACCCAUCCCUAGCAGUCCAUGAAUUUGCAAAGGAGAUUGAUCCCUCAAGAAUUCGCAUUGAGAGAGUCAUUGGGGCAGGUGAAUUUGGAGAAGUCUGCAGUGGGCGUUUGAAGACCCCAGGGAAAAGAGAGAUCCCAGUUGCCAUUAAAACUUUGAAAGGUGGCCACAUGGAUCGGCAAAGAAGAGAUUUUCUCAGAGAAGCUAGUAUCAUGGGUCAGUUUGACCACCCAAAUAUCAUUCGCCUAGAAGGUGUUGUCACAAAAAGAUCCUUCCCGGCCAUUGGGGUGGAGGCGUUUUGCCCCAGCUUCCUGAGGGCGGGGUUUUUAAAUAGCAUCCAGGCCCCGCAUCCAGUGCCAGGGGGAGGAUCUUUGCCCCCCAGGAUUCCUGCUGGCAGACCAGUAAUGAUUGUGGUGGAAUAUAUGGAGAAUGGCUCCCUAGACUCCUUUUUGCGGAAACAUGAUGGCCACUUCACAGUCAUCCAGUUGGUCGGUAUGCUCCGAGGCAUUGCGUCGGGCAUGAAGUAUCUUUCUGAUAUGGGUUAUGUUCAUCGGGACCUGGCAGCUCGGAAUAUAUUGGUUAACAGCAACUUAGUAUGCAAAGUUUCUGAUUUUGGUCUCUCCCGAGUGCUGGAAGAUGAUCCAGAAGCUGCUUAUACAACAACU